This is a messenger RNA of Bursaphelenchus xylophilus (pine wood nematode), 579 nucleotides long. NCBI's taxonomy places the organism in Eukaryota, Metazoa, Nematoda, Chromadorea, Rhabditida, Aphelenchoididae. The record is from the annotation of a GenBank genome assembly.
AUGUCCGAGCGUGCAGGCAGUUCAAAAACCACCGCCACCAAGAAAAUCACCAAGUCCAAGCCUGCCACCCGCUCCAAGGUCGGCGUAAUUUCGACUAUAGCCGCUGCCUUGACCGCCCAGGGUGCGAACGACAAAGAGCUCACCCCUGAAGCCUACAAGCUAUUACAUGGGUUAUGCCGGGCCAAGCAGGAUUGUACCAGUAAUACCCCCAAUAUCAACUCUUCCAUCACGUCUAUCAUUCAACUCAACUCUCGUAUGCAGGUGAUGGAGUCGUGGAAGAAAAACCAUGUCAAAGCCAAGCUGCUCAAGAUCGACCACCUCUGGGAUGCAUACAGCCGACAGCAUCCAGCUGAUGCCCAAGCCGCCGAAGCCAGCAUUGACUCAUUCUGCCAAUCCACCCGCGCAAAACGCCAGGCAAGACGCAAUCGUCAAGUGAAUGAGGAGGUGGUUGGUGAGAUGGAGGUAGGAGGCAAUGACGAGGAGGAUGAACUCCCUCAAGAAGAGCCGCCACGUGCCAGUGGAGUCAAAACCAGAGGAAAGCCCAAGUCCAAGUCCAGCGCAGGAUCAUCUUCCAAGUAG